Aspergillus pseudotamarii is the source of this 1053-nucleotide messenger RNA. Its product is annotated as alpha/beta fold hydrolase. Lineage: Eukaryota; Fungi; Ascomycota; Eurotiomycetes; Eurotiales; Aspergillaceae. Gene Ontology annotation, molecular function: catalytic activity. The coding region runs from base 1 to 930 and encodes 309 amino acids. The transcript has a single exon. The record is from RefSeq and is a predicted model, not a curated record.
AUGUCGUGCUUUCCCAAUUCUCGUUGCAAAGCCCGUAAUGCAUGGAUCAAAACUUGCGAUGAAGACUCAGAACCAGUCCGAAUCGCAUACAUUGACUGCGAGCCGGAGCCCCAUGUACUUUCAAAAGGCGUCUUACUUUUGAUUCACGGUUUCCCACAAACCUCUUACCAGUUUCGCCAUGUCAUACAGCCUUUUGCUGAUGAGGGCUUCCGAGUGAUUGCUCCGGACUACCGUGGAGCAGGACAGUCAUCCCACCCGUCUCGAGAUUUCCGGAAGUCAACGAUGGCCCGUGAUCUUUUUCUUCUCGUUCAUGACAAUCUUCUGCUGCAUUCAAAAGUUCAUUUGGUUGGUCAUGACAUCGGUGGCAUGAUAGCACAUGCGUAUGCCUCGCAGUACCCGGAGUACGUGGCAAGUAUUGUCUGGGGGGAAUGCCCGCUUCCAGGAACUUCCACCUACGAUGAAAACUUGAAAAUGCCAGAGCAGUUCCAUUUCAUGUUUCACCGUGCACCCGAUGACCUAGCUCUUUAUCUGGUCAGUGGAAAAGAGAGGGCCUACAUCAAAUAUUUCCUUUCAAAACAAACUUGCAACGCCCAGGCUAUAUUACCUGCCGAUCUAGAGUAUUAUACUUUGCAGUAUUCGAAGCCUGGGGCUCUGCGAUGUGCCUUUGAAGUCUAUCAAGCUUUUGAAGAAGAUUCCAGGGAGAAUAAAGAGAACUUGCGAAUUCAAGGCAAGUCUAUGCUGCCUGUACUUGUUCUAAGUGGCGCAGAGAGCCGGCAUGCUCUUGAAGCCAGCAGUAUGGUGAAUCAGGUAUAUGGAGGUUAUAUCCAGACAGAAAAUAUUGCAUCCUCUGGUCACUAUAUUGCGGAGGAAAACCCAGAGGAGUUUUUACGAGCAGUGCUAUGCUUUGUGAAUAAGUACUCAUUGCAGUAACGAAUACCACUCGUCUAAAUCUUCUAAUUUGAAAGUCAAUAUACUAUAGUGGUAUUGCUCCUAUAGUAUAGCCUAUGUAUGAAAAGGGUUAGCUUUUUUAAAAGCGACAAAAUCUUUCCUUAA